CUGAAAUGUGGGAACUGUGGUGAAGUUUCUGAAAAAUGGCAGUAUCUGCGAUUGAUGGACAGUGCUCCCCUGAAAGGAGGCAGAGGAAGCGCCACCAUGGUGCAGAAAUGCAAGCUGUGCUCCAGGGAGAACUCCAUUGUUCACAACAGGUACAUACUUAUCAUCAUGCUCAUGAAGGAGACAGCAAGGCCUCCUGAUAUUUUAAGUCAGACAAUCAAACCUUACAACGCUGAAGACAGCGAGAAAUUCAAAACAAUAGUGGAGUUUGAAUGAAAAAAAAAACCGGUUGACUUUCAACCACAGGCAGGGUUUGCCGCUGAAGGUGCAGAAUCUGGCACACCUUUCAAUGACAUAAACUUGUUAGAAAAGGAUUGGAAUGACUAUGAUGAAAAAACAAAGGAAUCUGUUGGAAUCUAUGAAGUUACCCAUAAAUUUGUAAAAUGCUGA
Molecule: messenger RNA, 447 nt
Organism: Fulmarus glacialis (Northern fulmar)
Lineage: Eukaryota; Metazoa; Chordata; Aves; Procellariiformes; Procellariidae
Gene: CZIB
Product: chromosome unknown open reading frame, human C1orf123
Exons: 7
Molecular function (GO): zinc ion binding
Source: RefSeq, a predicted model, not a curated record